Molecule: messenger RNA, 4219 nt
Organism: Papilio machaon (common yellow swallowtail)
Lineage: Eukaryota; Metazoa; Arthropoda; Insecta; Lepidoptera; Papilionidae
Exons: 2
Coding region: 1286-4219 (977 amino acids)
Biological process (GO): DNA integration; DNA recombination
Molecular function (GO): DNA binding
Source: RefSeq, a predicted model, not a curated record
UUUCAAGAAAAUAUUAUCAUGGAGGAGUGUCCAUCCAAAGGGGAAGAUCGGAGCCAGGGAGGAGAAGGCGAUAAUAAUGAGGAUCGGAGGGAGCGAAGAAGGGACUCUAAACAACUGGCCAAGUCGGUUGAUGAAAAAAAGAAGAAAAGAAAGCGAAAGCGAUCGAGAAGCUCAUCUAGCUCAUCCAGUUCGUCGAGCGCUUCAACUUCGUCGAAUACUUCCAGUUAUUCGUCAGACUAUAAAUGCAAACCUAAAAGGAAGAGCAAGAAAAAACGGAGGAAGUCAGGAUCAAAGCAAGACCGUAAGUUAAUUAUGGAUUUAAUUAAAACUGUCACUUCUCUCCAAAAGCAAAUUAUUCCGAAAGAAACUUCCGUAUCCGGAAAUGAUGUUGCUACAAGGCCACGAUCACAAUCAAUAUGUGAUUGUGACGAUCAAAUUGAUCUGGAUGCAAGUGGCGAGCUUUUCGAAGAUGUUUCCGGUGGCAAUGAAGCGAAUACGCAUGAGUCUAAUCAAGAUAUUCCCGUCAUGGAACCGGAAUUAAAUUUAACUGUAGGAACUAAAAUUAAGGAACCCGCUAUUCCUCAUACACCAGAUGAAAUGCUUAAGCAGCUGUUCGAGUUACAACUUUUUGAUCAGGAGGACUGGAAUAAUGUUCGUUAUGCGGACGUUCAAAAAUCAUGUUUACAUAAUCCUGGUUUUACUUCUCUGGAGCCCAAUGAGGAGGUAAAGCGUUACGAUAAUUCAAAAUUUUCUGCCAAUAUGGAAAAAGCUUUUGCCGGUAUCACAUACGCACUUCUCAAACAACGUGACGUGUUACAAUCUGAAAUGCGAAAUUUUUUAAUUUGGGCUCAACUGUCAGAUUCGUUAAAUUAUACAGAAAUUUACACAAAGAUUAACGAAAUUUUUACUGAAGGCAUUUUUUGUAAGGCUUCCUGUGAUGUACUCCAAUUAGUAUGUGGCCAUCGGGCUGAACUCAUCCAACAUCGCCGCGAGGGCAUUUUAGCAAACGUCAAGGAUCCCUUUUAUAAAAAUGCCUUUCGUAAAAUCCCCCCUUCUUGCUCGACCUUGUUUAAUGCAGAAAAAUUUAGCUCUGUUAUAGAAAAAGCUGGUGGAGUGAACAAAGCUUUUUGGCCAAAAAUCAAGGAUCGCAAACCUGCCCUGCAGAACGAUCCGCAUUCUUCGCGGGGCCCACAAAAACCAUCAACAUCUAAAGGGUAUCCGAAGAAUAAUUUUCCUGCACCACAAAAGAAACCUGGUACUUUCAACAACUCUUCAAGGGGACGAAAUGGUAAGCGACUGGGAGAUCACUCCACUCGUAAAGGAAAUGAUGCAACCUCUCCCUCAUCCCGACGGGAUAGGAGAGAUCAGCCAAGGAAAAGGACCUGACUCGCCGAGUCAUCUUUUCCGUGCAGGGCAGCUUCAUGUUUACGUCGAUCAAUGGGAGUAUCUUGGGGCGCCGCCUCAUAUACUCAAAAUGGUUACGGGGUACCGCAUCCCAUUCAAACAGAAGCCUCCUUUGCACACUCCCAAUUUUCAACACCAAACAAACGUGUCCCCGGAAAUGUCAAAAAUUAUAAAGAAGCUGGUUCUAGAAGGUGUGCUAGAAGAAGCACGGGUAACACCCAGCUUCAUAUCCACAAUUUUCUUACGUCCAAAAAGCGACGGCACCUCAAGGCCAAUCUUCAAUCUGAAAAGGUUAAACAACUUUGUUCACGCCGGCAAGUUUCGGCUUGUAAAUGUCCAGCGCGUGCCAGAUUUUAUACAAGAAAACGACUGGAUGGCCAAAAUAGACUUGCGCCAGGCUUAUUUUCACCUACCGGUUGCACAAGCCCACAGACGUUUCCUUCGGCUGAUUUAUGCCAACAAAUUAUGGCAAAUAACCUGCCUGCCAUUCGGCCUGAGUUCCGCGCCGAAGGCGUUUGCGUGCCUGACCAACUGGAUAGCUCAGUGCCUACGAAAUCGCGGUGUGCGCAUUCUUGUAUAUCUCGACGACUUCUUCUUGGUAAAUCAGGACGCAGCCACUCUGCAGAAACACAUUGUCGUCACUAUAAGUCUGCUGCGGUCCCUAGGUUGGGAAAUAAACACAGAGAAGUCGGUGCUCACACCGCGGAAGGCUCUGGAGUUUCUAGGUUUGAUUUGGGACCCUUGGCAGAACUUGAAAUAUCUUCCAGACAGAUUAACGACAAAAAUAGAGAGUCUCUCUGCAAAUUUACUAGCCAAGAAAAAGACAACUUUGUUAGAUUUACAAAAGAUUAUUGGAAUGAUGAAUUUCGCAUGUUUCGUUGUCAAGAGGGGACGUCUCCAUUAUCGCGCGCUGCAAGCGCUGUCCAACAAAAUGUUAGCUUGUCCCCGUAUAAAAACUCUACCCUUACCAGCUCAAGUCAUAUUAGAGCUAAUAUGGUGGCAGCGCAAUUGUCGAACUCACUCGCAAUUACAUAUUCCCGCUCCCCGUCAUUACCUUACUACAGACGCGAGCGAUCUGGGUUGGGGAGCCAUAUUGGACAACCAAAAGCUGCAGGGAUGUUGGACUCAUUCUCAACAACGGUUGCACUGCAACCAGAAGGAAAUGUUAGCGAUCCUGAACGUUCUCAAUCUUCGUGGAAAGUCCCUAGCUUCCAAGGGUCUUUUAAUACAGUCCGACAACAGUUCAGUAAUAGCUUAUCUUCGCAACGAAGGCGGGACGAAAUCUGUAGCUUUGACAAACCUCACCAAAAAGGUGUAUCAAAUUUUGGACCUUUACAACAUUCGAAUAUCCGUGUAUCAUAUCCCGGGGAGCUACAACUGUUAUGCGGAUCGGCUGUCCCGUCGGCAGAUAACACCAGAGUGGCACUUACUACCACCUUUAACUCAGAUCGUGUUCAAAAAAAUGGGGCACGCCAACAGUCGACCUCUUCGCGUCACGAGACGCACACGUAGUGCAGACAUACUGCACACUAGACAGGACCGACAAACAAGCGACCUAUUACGAUGCUCUGGGUAUGGAAUGGAAUUUUCACCUGGCAUGGCUGUUUCCACCCCCGCAUCUCAUUCCCAGAGUCCUAGCUCAUCUGAACAAAGCAAUAGGGUCCUAUUUGAUAAUUGUGCCUCGCUGGGGGGGCGCUUAUUGGAGGCCAGACUUGAAAAGUCGUGCUCAGGACGCUCCGUUCACGAUCAAGAAUCUGUCACAAGUCCUGAUAGAUACAACAACGGGGCUCCCUCCACCGAAAGUGUCGGAGAUGAACCUCGAGAUAUGGAAAUGUGGGGGUGGAGCAAACAGUUGACAGGUUGGACUAAGGAUCAGAAGGAUUUAUUAUCGGCUAGCUGGCGUAGAUCUACCUUAAAAACAUACAAGCCAGCCUGGGCCAGAUGGUUAUCUUGGGCUCGAGCUCAAAAAAUCAGCAUAAACAAUCCUACAGCAUCUGAUUUAGCUAGGUUUCUCGCUGAUCUUCACCAGAAAGACGGUUUUUCCUUAAGUACAAUUCGGGUACAUAAAUCUGUUGUUGUCACUUUCUCUAAUCCCGAUAAUCAAGAAAAAUUAAAUUCCCACACCUUAGUGCGACAUGUUCUGAAAGCUAUCGCCUUGGCAAAACAAAGACCUCAGAAGCCACCUAUCUGGGAUACUAGCAUAAUGGAACAGUUUUUGAAUACCAAGGAUGCUAAUACUUCUAGCUUGUAUGAAGCCUCAAAGUGCACAGCAGCAAUACUUCUGCUUUGUUCGGGGAGACGGGUGCACGACUUAACGCUUUUAAAGAUCUCACCACAACAUUAUAUAACUGAGGAGGAUGGUAUUAUUUUUAAACCUGCUUUUGGUUCAAAGACCGACUCUAGUACUCAACAGCAAUCGUCUUGGAAAUUAAUUUCGAACAAAGACAAUGUACGUCUUUGUCCUGUUCACUGGGUUAAACACCUUAUCCAUCUCUCUCAGGAGAAAAGAGGAGUAGCUAACUCUGAUAGUCUAUUCAUUGCCCUUACUGGAAGACCUCGACCUGCAUCUAGAACAAUUAUAGCAGGAUGGGUGAAGAAACUUCUGCAAGAAGCUGGCAUUAAAGCUACCGCUGGAAGUUUUAGGUCGGCUGUGGCCUCGAAAAACUGGGUUGAGAAUUUCCCACUUGACGAUAUUUUGGUGCGCGGAAAUUGGAAAUCGGCUAAUACGUUCAAGAAAUUCUAUCGCAAAGAUAUCACAAACAGCAUGAUUAAUUCCAAUACAGUCUCAAAAUUAUUUGUACCAACUGAUGAUUGA